AAACAAUUCCAAACGUGGUUUUUGGAGGGGGGUUUCCUAAUGAAUCAGUAGUCCCAGCCCUGUGCCUUCCCUGCAUAGGUCGGCGAUAUUGCGUGGAGGAUCUUCGCCUCCUGCCUCUCCUGCUCCCACCCCCUCGCCCUCCUAUGGGAAACGCUGCGGCCGGGGGUGGGGGGAGGCCAGCCCUUUUAUAAGCGUGGUCUUGCGGCAAGUUGAGGUUGAUAGGAGUGGCGGGAGAUUUGGCUCGCUCCGAGAUACCCGCUUCCCAAGCUGUGGGGUCCCGUGGGAUGACCAAAGGGGGAAUGGAGUCAGUCGAAGUGUUCACGUCUGAAGGCAAAGGCAGGGGCUUGAAAGCGCAGAAGGAAUUCUUGCCUGGGGAUGUCAUCUUUGCGGAGCCAGCCUACGCUGCCGUGGUUUUUGAUAGCCUGACACAUGUCAUCUGUCACACCUGCUUCAAACGGCAGGAGAGGCUCCACCGCUGCGGCCAGUGCAAGUUCGCCUACUACUGUGACCGGACCUGCCAGAGAGCGGCUUGGCUGAACCACAAAAAUGAGUGCUCUGCCAUCAAGAAGCAUGGCAAGGCACCCACUGAAAACAUCAGGCUGGCUGCCCGCAUCAUGUGGAAGAUAGAGAGGGAAGGCAGCGGGCUGGCAGAGGGCUGCCUGGUCUCCAUUGAUGACCUGCAGAACCACGUGGACAGCUUUGAUGAGGAGGAGAAGAAGGAGCUCCGUGCUGAUGUGGAGAGCUUCCUCGAGUUUUGGCCGCCCCAGAGCCAGCAGUUCGGCAUGCAGUACAUCUCCCACAUAUUCGGAGUGAUCAGCUGCAACGGCUUUACCCUCAGUGACCAAAGAGGACUGCAGGCUGUUGGUGUGGGAAUCUUCCCCAACCUCUGCCAGGCCAACCAUGACUGCUGGCCCAACUGUACCGUCAUCUUCAACAAUGGCAAUCAUGAGGCUGUAAGAUCAAUGUUCCACACACAGAUGAGGAUUGAGCUACGGGCACUGACCAAGAUUUCUCCAGGGGACGAACUGACCGUAUCCUACGUGGAUUUCCUCAACGUGAGUGAGGAGCGGCGGAAGCAGCUGAAGAAGCAGUAUUACUUCGACUGCACCUGCGAGCAUUGCAAGAAACAGAUCAAGGACGACCUGAUGCUGGCGGUGAAGCAGGGGGAAGGCAAGCCCUCUGCAGAGACAGUGAAGGAGGUCAUCCAGUUCUCCAAGGACACGCUGGAGAAGAUCAACAAGGCCCGCAUGGAGGGACUUUACCACGAAGUCGUGAAGAUGUGCCGCGAGUGCCUGAAGAAACAGGAGCCUGUGCUGGGGGACACGAACAUCUACCUCCUGAGGAUCCUCAGCAUUGCCUCCGAGGUGCUCUCUUACCUCCAGAUGUUUGAGGAAGCAGCUGACUACGCCAAGAGGAUGGUGGACGGCUACCUGAAAAUAUACCAUCCCAACAACGCACAGCUGGGGAUGGCCGUGAUGCGGGCAGGAGUGACUCACUGGCAUGCCGGUCUCAUUGAAGCCGGGCACGGCUUGAUCUGUAAAGCCUAUGCCAUUCUCCUGAUAACCCAUGGACCUUCCCACCCAAUUACCAAAGACCUGGAGGUCAUGCGUGUCCAGACGGAGAUGGAGCUGCGCAUGUUCCAGCAGAAUGAGUUGAUGUAUUACAAGAUGAGGGAAGCUGCCCUCAAAAACCAAAAGAUUCAAGUCAUGCCUGAACCCAGCAAUGAGACCUCACCAAGCCUCUUCCACAAGAAGGAAUAAACUCCAAGCUUGACACAAAUUCACGCCUGUGGGAUAACAUCGCCUGUGGCACCUCCAAACAUGGGGAAUGUGAUAUAGGAAUGUGAUAUAUCCAUAAGGAUUGUUUCCAGUGGCACCAGUCUGACAGCAUGGACCCGCUGGGGGAGAGUCCUGAAAAACCUUCUGAGGGCUCAAAGCAGAGGAGAUCUUGGCAGAAACAACAUCCUUUUUCUACCACUAGCAUUAAAAAUCAAAGCAAAAAAACCUGUUAUAAAAUUAUUUACAUUCUUAUUGGAAGCCUGUUUAUCUCUACACAAGUCCUGAUCCUGAAGUCCUUGGUUAAAUUUUAAUUUAUUCUUUCCUAAGUGUUUUUUUCCCGUCCCUUCCUUGUGAUCAUCAUUUCUUUCCAAUGAUGUC
Molecule: messenger RNA, 2156 nt
Organism: Nipponia nippon (crested ibis)
Lineage: Eukaryota; Metazoa; Chordata; Aves; Pelecaniformes; Threskiornithidae
Gene: SMYD1
Product: SET and MYND domain containing 1
Cellular component (GO): nucleus
Molecular function (GO): histone H3K4 methyltransferase activity; protein binding
Source: RefSeq, a predicted model, not a curated record